AUGUCUUUCUUCAAACCUCAAGCACAGACGCCCAAGGCGCCACCGAAGCAUGCCGUGGAUCCUGAACUGCAACCUUGGGUAGAAAAAUAUCGACCUAAAACUAUCGACGAUGUCUCUGCUCAGGAGCACACAGUUGCCGUUCUCAAAAAGACGCUGACAUCGACAAAUUUGCCCCAUAUGUUGUUCUAUGGACCCCCAGGGACAGGCAAGACGUCUACCAUCCUCGCCCUUGCCCGACAGCUCUUCGGACCAGAAAAUUUCCGCAAUCGUGUCCUCGAGUUAAACGCGUCCGAUGAACGUGGCAUUUCAAUUGUCCGUGAAAAGAUCAAGAACUUUGCACGUCAAACCCCUCGCGCCCAAACUGUCUCCUCAGACGGCAAGGAAUAUCCAUGUCCUCCUUACAAAAUUAUCAUUCUCGACGAAGCCGAUUCAAUGACUCAGGAUGCCCAAGGUGCCCUUCGUCGUAUCAUGGAAAGCUACGCACGUAUCACGCGGUUCUGUCUCGUCUGUAACUAUGUCACCAGAAUUAUUGAGCCGCUCGCCUCGCGUUGUUCCAAGUUUCGCUUCACGUCCUUGGAUAAUCAAUCAUCAUCUAGUCGACUAAUGCACAUUGCUACUGCAGAGCACAUCGCAGUAGAUCCCUUGGUAGUCGAAACCUUGAUCAGUGCUUCCUCCGGCGAUCUUCGACGCGCCAUCACCUACCUCCAGUCAGCUUCACGUUUGUCUUCGUCGACAAGCCCUCCGACUCCAAUAACGCCCCGCGACGUCCAAGAAAUUGCAGGCGUUGUUCCUGAUGAUAUCAUCAAUGAUUUUGCCAGUGUCUUGGGCAUCGACACGGAUCAGGCAAUGAGCGAUACCACCCCCAAGCCUGGCUUCAAAGGAAUAAGAUCGGCGGUGAAGGAGAUCAUUCGAGAAGGAUACUCUGCAUCUCAAGUAUUGUCUCAGCUACAUGAUAUCGUGGUGCUACAUCCGACCUUGAAUGCAAAGCAAAAAUCGCAGUGUGGUCUCAUUUUCGCUGAAGCAGAUAAGGCUCUUUGUGAUGGAGCAGACGAGGAACUAUGGAUACUAGAAGUUGGCUUACAUGUCAGUAAAGCCGUCUCUUAG
Guyanagaster necrorhizus is the source of this 1104-nucleotide messenger RNA. Its product is annotated as P-loop containing nucleoside triphosphate hydrolase protein. The transcript is spliced from 6 exons. Gene Ontology annotation, biological process: DNA-templated DNA replication; DNA repair. Gene Ontology annotation, cellular component: nucleus; DNA replication factor C complex. Bases 1 to 1104 code for a protein of 367 amino acids. The record is from RefSeq and is a predicted model, not a curated record. Gene Ontology annotation, molecular function: ATP hydrolysis activity; ATP binding; DNA clamp loader activity. NCBI's taxonomy places the organism in Eukaryota, Fungi, Basidiomycota, Agaricomycetes, Agaricales, Physalacriaceae.